UUUGCCUUCCCUCUCCACAACACCAGUACCACCACAGUAGAUAAGCACAGGCAGCAUGCCUUGGCUUUUGCCUCGCCGAGCACAGACGAGCCAUGACCAGAUGCAAGUGGGAGACAGCACAAAUUGUGUGAUCCCAAAGGCUGCAGUGCCCCACCCCUCACUCCUCUCUUCUAUCUGUGUCCAAUUUUGCAGCCUCUUGGAGGGGAGAGAGCGCGGUUGAAUUGAGAAGACCUUUGAUUCCAUUUGCAUGUAUGCAGCAGCAGGAUUCCUUGCAGCUAGGCCCCCCACACUGGAGAUCUUCCCUUCAUGGCCAAUGAGUCAUCUACAGCAGCCAUACAGUGGUAACUCGCUCUCAGUAGGGAGCACCACUGACUCGAGCUCAGAUCAGAACACUAUGCCGCAGGCCGAGUUGGUCUCCUCAGGGAGCAUAAGGGCUGACUAUGGGCAGAAGGAACCGAGCCAACAGGAUGUUUUAAUGGUCACUGUUGAUGACUACAACUACGAGCAGGGACUAGGAACUGCUGCAACCACUGCUCCAAUCUUUCAGCAGCAUACAGAAUGCCAAGAGAAGAGGAAGCAUGGAACCACAAGGAAAGAUGGCAAGCUGCUAGACGCCAAGACCGAAAGACGAUUGGCUCAGAACCGAGAAGCUGCAAGAAAGAGCAGACUGAGAAAAAAAGGUGGAAACGGACAAUUCAAAAAAAUUAUAUUAGCUGGAACCAUGCCUAACAAUAAUGUACGACUUCUGCAGGCCUAUGUGCAGCAAUUAGAGACAAGUCGGAUUAGGCUUCAGCAAAUCGAGCAAGGCCUAUGUUCACAGGGCAUGUUCCCAGGAGGAGGCAGCGCAUCCGGAGCUACAAGUUCUGGCGCUGUGAUGUUCGACAAGGAGUACGCCCGAUGGCUAGAAGAUGACAGCAAGCUCAUGACGGAGCUCCAGGGCAUUCAGCAGGCUCAAAAUCUCGACGCAGACCUUGGGGCCAUUGUUGAAGAGUGCGUGCGGCACUACGACGAGCUGUUCCACCUGAGGGCUAUGCUUGCAAGGUCCGACGUGUUCCACCUGAUGACUGGCUUGUGGGCGACGACGGCUGAGCGAUGCUUCCUCUGGAUGGGCGGGUUCCGUCCUUCUGAAAUCCUCAAGAUGCUGAUCCCUCAGCUCGAUCCACUUACGGAGCAGCAGCUGCUGGGGAUGUGCAAGUGCAACCUGCAACGGUCAUCGGAGCAGACCGAGGAGGCGCUCGUGCAGGGGCUCCAGCAGCUGCACCGGUCGCUGGCGGAUGCGGUGGGCGCGAGUGCUCUCAUCGACGACGGCGCAAGUGUUGGCAACUACACCGCUCUCAUGGCCCUAGCACUUGACAGGCUCGACACCCUCGAGAGCUUUUAUCGCCAGGUGGACAAUCUGAGGCAGCAGACCUUGCAGCAAAUGCGGCGGCUCCUGACCACCCGGCAGGCGGCGCGGUGCUUCCUCUCCGUCGGCGAGUACCGCCGCCGCCUGCGCGCCCUCAGCUCCGUCUGGGCUUCCCGUCCCCGCGAGAGCUUCGUUGCGGCAGCGGAGAACGCCAGCCCUACAGGGACGCCCGGGCAAGCCAUCCAUCCGUAGAGCAACCACACAUCCAGUUCUCCGGCCGGCUUCUGAUUUUCUGAAGGUUCCCUUCCCUGCCUCUCCGGUAGCAGGGCGCGGAUUCUGCCGUCGUCUGGGCCGGCGAGGGGGCAGAUUGUGAUAAUGCUUUGCUUUGCUUUGCUCUGCUCUGUGGUUCACAUAGUAUUCGGUGGCAUCACUUCGGAAAGAAUAUAGAGAGAGCUGUGAUCUUGCUUUGGCUUGCUUU
Panicum virgatum (switchgrass) is the source of this 1823-nucleotide messenger RNA. Its product is annotated as transcription factor TGAL5-like. Bases 248 to 1597 code for a protein of 449 amino acids. Gene Ontology annotation, molecular function: DNA-binding transcription factor activity; sequence-specific DNA binding. Lineage: Eukaryota; Viridiplantae; Streptophyta; Magnoliopsida; Poales; Poaceae. Gene Ontology annotation, biological process: regulation of DNA-templated transcription; DNA-templated transcription. The record is from RefSeq and is a predicted model, not a curated record. The transcript is spliced from 10 exons.